Messenger RNA from Fukomys damarensis (Damara mole-rat), 3073 nucleotides. RefSeq names its product hepatitis A virus cellular receptor 1 (gene Havcr1). The coding region runs from base 99 to 1250 and encodes 383 amino acids. The transcript has 11 exons. NCBI's taxonomy places the organism in Eukaryota, Metazoa, Chordata, Mammalia, Rodentia, Bathyergidae. Gene Ontology annotation, biological process: phagocytosis, engulfment; positive regulation of mast cell activation. Gene Ontology annotation, cellular component: cell surface. The record is from RefSeq and is a predicted model, not a curated record. Gene Ontology annotation, molecular function: phosphatidylserine binding; virus receptor activity.
CCUGUCCAUGAAUGGGUUAAAAGCAGCCGCCUCCAGCCUUGAAUGCACGAGAAUACUGAGCGCAGAGCUUGCUUCACAUCGCUCAGCUAACGGAGCUUAUGCUGUUAGCUAAGGCUGUUAAUGUCUUAGAGCAGGUGCCUGUGACCCACAGGGAGGAAGGAGAAGCUGCGGGCCGCGCCCUGAGACCUGAGCAGACUGCGUCGGUCAGCAUGGUCCUUCACCUGCAGGCAGUCGCCUUAGGCCUCCUGCUGCUGCAGACAGGUGCUGUGUUUUCCACCCAAGUGAGCGCCGUGGUGGGGCAGCUGGUCACGCUGCCCUGCACCUACUCGGUGUCUGGAGGGGCCGUCACAUCCAUGUGCUGGGGCCGAGGGCCCUGUCCCAGGAACCAGUGCUCCGAUACACUUAUCUGGACCGAUGGACACCAGGUCACCUCCAGGAAAGAUGGGCGUUAUCGGCUACACGGGCAGAUUAAGCAGGGAGACGUGUCCUUGACCAUCAGGAACGUAACCGUGGGUGACAGUGGCCAGUACUGCUGCCGUAUUGAGGUCCCGGGAUGGUUCAACGAUAUCAAAAGAACCAUCACCCUCAGCGUUGUGCCAGCUCCAGCCACCACCAUAAGAGCUCCAACAACACGUCGUGUCUCCACUGCUAGUCCAACAACAGCACAUACACAGAGUGAAAAAGCAGCUCCAGCCUGGACCACAAGAACUCCAACACCUGGUGUCUCUACUGCUCCUCUAGCACCAGCACAUACACAGAGCCUCAAAACAGCCAUAACCACAAGAGCUGCAACAACACCGAGUAUCUCUACUACUCCUCCAACACCAGCACAUACACAGAGCUCCAUAACAGAAAUCACUCCACCUGUUCCAACUCAAGCAGAAGAGACACAGCCUACAAUACUUCAGGAAACAAAGCCUCAGCCCCCCACCUCCUCCCCAGACUCUGGCCCAACAGCUGAUGGGAAUGGCACAGCAACACAGCCCACAGAUGGCCAUUGGAAUAGCAAUCAAACUGUGUUUGAAGCACAAAACACAUGGAUGAACAGUGACAGACUCUAUAUUGGAAUCCUUAUUUGUAGCUUGGUUUUGCUCAUGGUUUUGGUCACCAUCAUUAUCAAAAAGUAUUUCAUCGGCAAAAAGAAGACAUGGACAAUAAGCAAGAUUUUGUGGACUCGUUCUCAAAUUCCAGCUUUGGAACUGCGAGCCCCAGCAGAAGACAAUGCCUACAUCAUCGAGGAAAACCACUGAGCCAAUGCGAGUGUAGCACUCUCUGCCUGGGACUGCUGAAGACAGUGCCCAGGCAUCACCCUGUAAAGGUCUUUCUAAUCCAGGAAUAUUUUUCUGUAUCACUUUUCUCUGUCCCAGCAGAUCAGUGCUCUUGGAUACAGUAACUCUCAGGAUCAAAGCCAUAUGUUGUCAAGUUGAUUCAAUAGAGUCCUCAUUUUUAGGCUAAGCCUGGCCCAGUCUUUCCAGGCACCGCAGAGCUCUCAAACAUGAACACCUCAGAAUUUUGCCUUUUCUUUAGACUCUAUCAACCUUCUCUCCAUCAAAGAGAAUAAUCGGGAAAACAGGAAAUGAGCUCACCACCACUGUCUAGAGGAAGGGGAUUUAAACAUCAAAAUACCCAGUUUGAGACUUCAUUUGGGAGAGUUUCAUGCUUACCUGUUGCUGUUAUACUGUAACUCCAAAUGGUGACAUUUCAGUUUGUUCCCUAAGUUGAGAUCAUGUGAGUAGCAGGUUUUCUUUCCCUUCUGAGGAAGUACAACUGAUUCCCCUGUCAUCACUGUAGGUGAGUGUGUUUUGUCACGGCUCUGCAUGGUCUCGGGGCACAGAGGGCUAUCUUAGCGGUCAGGUGAAGUUACGGCCCGAGAAGGAUCCAAGUAGGCGCCGGGGAAGACAGUCACCUGCCCAUGGCCCAUCGCAGGCACUGUGUGCCUUACUCUCCCUGUGUGUGGUGCUGUGUCUGUGGACACCUGCCAGCCUCUCUGACAUAAGUGUUAGGAUGGGGCAGGGCAGCAAUGAACAAGGAGAAAAGGUAUUGGGAAAAGGUUUCCUGCCUCACAAAAGUCCUACUGCAUGUAAAAUAGCAUUUAAAAUUAUCGCCACCACUUUCAACCAAAAUUCAAAAUUUGUAAUUGUCCCUAGAACACUUUUUGAUUUAGAGUUAUUCCUGAAGGAUCUUUUUCAUAUCUAAUUAAUACCAAUACUGUUUUUUUUGCUAUGUAAUUAAAUUUUUGGUUUUGUCACAAGAGCUGAAGACUGUUAGUCACAGCCAUGAUUCUUGAAAGUACCGAUUUACAAUGGCUUGCAUUGCCCGAAGGGAAGCAUUUGUACAGGCACAGUUAACAGGGCUGGGUGUUGUUUUAGUUUCCGUUUGAGUAAAGCCUAGCAGAACUCAUGCUUGGGGUGCACGGCUGCUCUCGCCCCAGUGGCCUAGGAGGGCAGGGUGCUUGUUUUCAAAGUUCUUGGUUGUGUCACUGCCCUGCAGAGUUCUAGAAAUGAGUAGGUCCUCAGAAGUGGGGUCUGAGGGUAAGGAAGACAUGUGCACGCUUCGUGGAGUUUGCCAAGUGAGGUUAACGUGAUUUGGUCUAAAAUUCUAUUGUGUUCACAAUGCGGUGUUUUCCUUUUCUGAAAAUUUGAGGCAAGAUGCGUACAUGGGAAGCUUUAAAAUAAAUAAAUAAAAUCACACACUCAGUGCUUCUCUGGAAAGACUCGUCAAGAUGAGGUUGCCCUCUGAGGUGGCCAGGGCCCUAGGAGAUGAAGCCUCACGCUCUAUCACUGUGCUUCUUGUUUUCUUGCACAGUUAUUUGUAUUCCUGUCUGAUGACUGCAGGGCUUUGUAUUUAUGACACCUGCUUUCAUUCUCCACUCUCCUGGAGUUUUACUGUGUAGCCUAAGGGGCCUGGCGAUACACUGAAGUGUUUAUUUAGCAUUUCCAUUUGUUCAAACACAAGAGCAUCAGUAACUAGUGGUAUCCUGUGAGAUGAAGAAACACAAGAGACGUGUUUUACAGGAUUAAAAAUUGAGCCAGCAGGGCGUGGUGGCGCACACUUGUAAUACCAGCACUGGGGA